UUUCUCUAACACACAAAAUCUCUAAACUGGCCUAAAAACAGGUCUAGUUUGUAGGUAAUACUGUAACAACCCCGAUAAACAAGUGACAGCUUCCAAACUGGAAAACAGAAGAAGCGAGAGGAAAACUGAAUCGUAUCAUCAACUGGUUGGUGUCUAAGACAAGGAAUGGCCUCCGGGACAGCUGCCGGAGAUGGGUUUUUCCGUGGUGGUGGAUUUGAAGGAUGUAUCAGAGGUGAUAUGGAGAUCACAAGAAGACCCUAUCAUCGGAACUGUAACUGUGCACUCCACAAGAUGCGUGGAAAGUGCUCUCAUGUCUUCCCGGCGACCAAUGUUGCGUAUCCUAUUAGACGAGCUUGGAGUGAAGGAUCGUUGGCAUUAAUGGUUUCUACGAAUAAUAAUUCAUCACCUUGUUCAUCUCCAGUUGCAGGACCCAUGGCCGAUAUCUCCCAUGGUGGGAGGUCGCUUUUUGAUUCGUGUGAUGAAGAUCAUCAACUCUGAUUGAAUAUCACCUCGUUCAUUUAAUUAAGGUUUGAUUUUUGUUGUUUCUUUAUUAUAUGUUAUAUGGUUGUAUAACCCUUUAUUUGGAGUGUUAUGUUAGAAUAAUUUGUUUUGAAUUGCCAUUUUGGUUACUCCGUCUAUCUUGAAAGUUCAAAUACUCGUGUGAAAUUGUUUUUUCAUCUAAUUUUGACGAGUUUGUACUGAUUUGGUACGAAGGUAUACGAUCUUUGAGUGUA
Molecule: messenger RNA, 734 nt
Organism: Lactuca sativa (garden lettuce)
Lineage: Eukaryota; Viridiplantae; Streptophyta; Magnoliopsida; Asterales; Asteraceae
Source: RefSeq, a predicted model, not a curated record